AUGGCUUUGCAAUUCAUCAACAGCCGGAUGGUCCUGGAAGGAUUGCAAAGAUUUGGCACAAUUCCCACAUACCUUCCAGUCCAUUACCAGGUGGUGGAUGCAGAAUCAGUCUUCUUUCUCAAGGAGGCGAACCAGGACAUUAUGAGGAACUCCAGCCUACAGGUUCGCACAGAACUGUUCUUUAUCCAAAAGGCCAGAAAGACACCUUCAGUCAAUGCCAGUUAUGGACCUCUAUCUGUUGACCAGCCAGUGCCCGUGGAUCUUCUGGGACCGGGACUCUUCAACAACAAUCCUACAUCUACAUCCUCCUCAUCAUCCUCUUCUUCUCCACUCUUUACUUUCAACUGGAAAGUACAAACUUUCAUUAUCAACGAGCGAAUUCACCCCAGUUGGCCAAAAGUACAGGUUCUAUUCUAUGUAGUCGGUCGGGACUGGGACGACUACAGUACUGUGGACAGGUUGCCCUGUGUCAAGAUGUUUGCUUUUCAUGAAACCCAAGAAGUACGAGGCAGCUGUCGUCUAAAAGGAGAACUUGGGUUGUGUGUGGCUGAACUGGAGCCACUACCUAGUUGGUUCAGUCCUCCUAGCGUCAUACCAGGUCGUCAGAGAGUACCAGAACAGGUCGAGGGCACCCCUGUGGAGCUGUAUUAUAUGGUACAAUCUACCGACACUGGGGAAUGCAGCUCAGAGGACUUGCGCAAGACUAAUUCAAUCCGCAAUGGGCAACUGGGCCCAGCUGGGUACUUCUCGGGGCCCACACCCAUGCGCAGGAUCGGCAGUGUGCGGCUAUUCCAGCCCCUUUCGGAGUUGCGUCUGGACAGUAACUUUGUGGUGAUGGUUCCCUCAAGACCCAUCAGGCAGAGGGAGACAGUGUCAGCCUUUCUAGCUGUUUCCACCCUUUCAUCUGUAGAGAUAUUCACUCUAAGGGUCAAGUUGAAGGAUGGUGUGGCGUUUCUGGGGGCGAGGGCCAGCAACCCAGUUCAGUGGACAGUCAGUCAGGACGUACGGAGCGAGGGACACAGAGUGGUCACCCUGCACUGCCGCAGAAAGGAAGCCAACUUCGGAAAAAGGGUGGAGGCAGGCUUCCAGAAGGUUCUCCAGGUAGAUCUGGAGGUGAACGGGCUAUUGGAUCCUCUGGGCAGUCGCUCAAUGACUUGGCAGAUCGAGUACCCCAUUUCCCGAACCCUCUCGGACGAGAUCCAGACUCUCAUCCACCUGGCACCACAUGACCUUGGGGGCAUCGUGCCAUUGGCUAUGGAGACAGAGAUCCUUAACACUGCAGUGCUUACCGGGAGAACCGGUGCCAUGCCAGUGAAGGUGGUCACUGUAGGAACAGAAGGUACUGUGACUGAUGUGACUGAGUCGGUGGAAUGUCGCUCAACAGACGAGGACGUGGUUAAGGUGUCUGAAAGGUGUGAUUAUGUGUACGUUAAUGGUAAGGAGACACGUGGCAGAGUAAGGAUGAUGGUGAACUUCACCUACAGUUACCUGAGCACUCAGCUAGAGUUGAGCGUCUGGAUGCCCAGACUCCCCUUGCAGAUUGAGAUGUUCGAUCCAGAACUCAGCCAGAUCAGGGGCUGGAGAGUUCCUGCUGAUGCUGCCAACCUAAGGUCUGAGACUGGAGAGGAUGAUGUUGAUGAAGGAGCCAGGAAAGAUCGGGGCUGUGUUCCACAGUACCAGAGCACCACUGUCCGUGUCCUCACACACUUUGAGGCUGAGCCAGAGGAGUGGCAGGGCCAACCAGACUGGCUCCUGGGAAGUGACUGGCAGGUGGAUGUGACGGAGCUGGUGAGGGAUUCAUUAAGGGUGGGGGAUGAACGUGUGGCCAGACUCUCUAAGGAACAGGUCCUGAUCGGUCUUAACACUGGCACCACUAAAGUCCAGGUGAUGUCCCCGUUGUCAGACUCGGUUCUGGCUGAGAGGAUGAUCCGGGUUCUGGAUGAUAAAGUCAGUAUUACUGAGCUGGGUGUGCAGCUGGUCUCUGGCCUUUCACUGGACCUACAACUCAGCCCAGGAAGCAACAGGGCCAUCGUCGUCACAGCUACCACACAAGAGACCAUGCACAACACUAAUCAGGAGUCCCUUGUCAGUGCAUGGCUGCACUUCAGUGAUGGCUCCAUGACCCCUCUUGACCUCUAUAACCCUGCACAUUUUGUCCUCACAGCCACCUCUCUGGAUGAUCAGGUGGUGUCAGUGAAGAAAGACUCCACCUGGAGGUGGCCAGUGGUAGUGGCCAAAGGUGAAGGUCAAGGCAUGUUGGUCCGAGUGGAGAUGUUUGGCCUUGAGUCCUGCCUAAAAAACAAGCGGCGGACAGUUUUGGCUGCAGGCAAUGCAAACAUCCAUGUAAAGUUUGGCCGCAGUGAGGAAAUGGGAAACAGUGUAAAAGAAAAGAGAUACAGGCCCAAUGCCCCAUAUUAUGGAGGCUCUAUAUCAGACAUGGAAGCUGGAAUCAUAAACAGAGCAGUGACCACCAUCAAGACUGCAAUUUCUGGGAAACCCAGCGGUGACAGGCUGUCUGCUGGUGAUACUCCAGUUGAUUUCUCAGAGUUCCCAGCUCAAGCAGACCUUCCCCCUGGACGCAACACUGAGGAGGACCUCCUGCAAAAUCGGCGUGGCCUCAGCGACUUGGAGAUAGGCAUGUAUGCCCUGCUAGGUGUAUUCUGCUUGGCCAUUUUGGUAUUUCUAAUAAAUUGCAUCUCUUAUGCCCUUAAAUACAGCAACAAACAGCUCCCUUUGGAGGGCCAGGAGACCAUGGCUCAUGCCCAUGACUGGGUUUGGUUAGGCCAUGAUGCAGAGCUGUUGGAAAGCCAAGCAGGUUUGUGUUUGGACCAGGAGGAGCUUGGCGGCACCAUGGACUCAGGAUUGGGCCUGGAGGAAGGUAGCCAGCUCCUUAAUGGUCUUUCAUCUCAGAAAAGCGUGCAGGGGCAGGUCCAUAGGUCUUCAUCUGACUCUGGCUGCGCUGGGAGGGAUCACAAGAUUGAGUCCUUAAAUUCACCCACCACCAAAAGGAAACGGGUCAAGUUCACUACUUUUAGCCACAGCAAGCCCAGCAAUGGCUGCCCAUCCAUAAGCCCACUUCUCAUUGGUCAGAAUGACAUCAAAUGGGUUUGCCCAGACAUCGAGCUUGGGGACUCCAAAGAGCUCAGAAAUUACAUGGAAAGGUUAAAUGAAAAUGCUACUAAGAGCACUGCAUAG
Molecule: messenger RNA, 3195 nt
Organism: Xyrauchen texanus (razorback sucker)
Lineage: Eukaryota; Metazoa; Chordata; Actinopteri; Cypriniformes; Catostomidae
Product: transmembrane protein 132C-like
Exons: 9
Coding region: 1-3195 (1064 amino acids)
Source: RefSeq, a predicted model, not a curated record